AGCAGAUGUGGACGCCAGCAGCGGGGGCUUCCUGACGUCACGAGGCGGAGGGCCCCUCUCCGACACUCGCGGGCAGCGAGCGGGGGAGGUCUCGCGGCUGGCGUGCAGAGAUCACCUCACCGGGGCUUUUCAGGGCGGGGAGACACGGCGGCCGAGACAUGGGGCUUUCAGAAGGACGAGUUCCCCUCGAUAUGACCCGGCUCUUGACACGAGAACAGUCGAUUUCCGCUCUUUUAUGAAUAUCCCUGGCUCGUUGGCCUGCUGACAUCACCCUGGGCAAUGACCUUGCCCUGCUCCCCUCCUGCCUUCUCCCUUCCUCUCCUCCUCCCUCUCCUGCUGGUGCAAUCCUCCCUCUCUCAGUCCACGCUGCACUGGAAUGCUCCCCAGGACCCCUGCUACCACCCCGAUGGGCGUCCGAGACACUGCCUGCCCGAGUUCAUCAACGCAGCCUACAGGAUUCCUGUGCAAGUGGCGGGCCCAGGAGGUGUCCUGGAGAACGUCACCUCCCUCACUGACCUCCACAACCCCCACAACAUAAGUUGCUGGCUGGGGGGUCCCAGUGGGAUUGAAGAGUGGAGCCUGACGAUCCCACUGGGACGGCGUUUCGAGUUGACCUACAUCAGCCUCCAGUUCUGUCAGUCCGAGCUCCAGGAGUUUGGCUCCAUCUCCAUCCUGAAGUCCAUGGACUACGGCCACAGCUGGAGUCCUCUCCAGAACUACUCCUCUCAGUGCCAGGAGAAGUUUGGCUUUCUGCCCCACACGGCUGUGACUUCGAGGAGCCAGGAGAGCGAGCCCCUCUGCUCGGACCCUCGGCCCUUGCAGAGGCAUCGUGGGGGACUGGUCUUAGCCUUUUCCACCCUGGAUGGCAGACCCUCAGCUCCCGACUUUGAUUACAGCCCUGUCCUACAAGACUGGGUGACUGCUACCGACAUCAGAGUGGUCUUUCACAAAGAGGAGUCAGUUAGAAAGAAGGGGGCGGGGUCAGAACGUGAAGAGGGAGGGGCUCUGAGGUGGAAGGCAGGAAGUAAUGCAGGGAGGUGGAACCUUAAGAACAAAGGGGUGGAGCUUGGGAAAGACUUGCGGCAUUGGGUAAAAUCUCCUAGGGAGGUAGGCCUGAGCCCGAAAGGGAGGGGUAUCAAGAGAAAAGGGGAGGGGUUGAGAACCGGAAAGGGCAACCCUGGAUUGAAAGAGUCAGGGAGGGGCCAUAUGAAGGGAGAGAGGCUUAGCCCCGAUAAAGGAGAGCUGUACGGCACACACGGACAAAAUAUCACUGGAACAAGGGGAGGCUCUCGCACUGGGCGGAGAAGUUCUGCCACAAAGGGGGCGGGGCGUGGGAAGGGGAGGGGCCAGAAGAGGGCGGGGAAAGGGAAGGGGGCGUGUAGUAGAACGGACUGCCAUUGGAGUCCCAGUGGCGGCACGGAGGGCUCCCAGAGCAGGGAGCUAAGACGGAGACGGAACCACAGCCCAGCUCCCGCUCUGAAGGACUUGACCCAACCCAGCGGGGUGGUAGGAGGUGGCACGCAGCCUCCCCCUGCCUCCCCCCCCUCUGCCCCCCUCUCCCUCUCAGACUUGCAGGUGGGAGGCCGGUGUAAGUGCAACGGGCACGCCUCUCGGUGCCGGCGGGACCCCCAGGGGCGGGCGGUGUGCCAGUGCGAGCACGGCACUGCCGGGCCGGACUGCGACAUCUGCAAGCCCUUCUACUACGACAGGCCCUGGCAGCGCGCCACCCCCCAGCAGCCACACCAGUGCGUCCCCUGCCAGUGUAACCAGCACUCCAGCCGCUGUCGCUUCAGCAUGGAGCUGUACCAGCUGUCGGGGCGUCGCAGUGGGGGCGUGUGCAUGAAGUGUCGCCACCACACCACGGGGCAGCACUGCCACUACUGCCAGGAGGGCUACACCCGAGACCACGGCAAGCCCAUCAGCCACCGCAAGGCCUGCCGCCCUUGCUCUUGCCACCCGGUCGGCGCCCUGGGCAGGUCCUGCAACCAGACGACGGGACAGUGCCGCUGCCGGGAGGGGGUGACUGGGGUCACCUGCAGUCGCUGCGACCGGGGGUACCAGCAGAGCCGCUCCCCGACGAGACCCUGCGUCCGAAUCCAGGAAGUGGUCACGACCACCCCCGUCUUCCAGCCCCAGUACAGCGCAGGGGAGGGGUGUGACUCGUACUGCCAGCCACCUGCGGGGAGAGUCCGGAUGAACCUGCGCACAUACUGCCUGAAGGAAUAUGUGCUGAAAGCUCACGUCCAGGCAAUGGAGCGCUCGGGGUCCUGGUGGCAGUUUUCGGUUUCGGUCCUCUCGGUGUUCCGCAGCGGGACGCCCCGCGUGAGGAGGGGAGCCCAGGCCGUGUGGGUGCCCGAGAGAGACCUGGGCUGCGGCUGCCCCGCCCUGCAGGUGGGCCGCACCUUCCUGCUGAUCGGCAUGGCGGGGGGGCCGGACGACAGCCGCCUGGUGGCUGACCGCACCACCCUGGCCCUGCUCUGGAGGGACCACUGGGCCCCCAAACUGAGGGGACUGCGGGGCCAGGCCAGGAGAGGACAGUGCCAGAGCCCUCUGCCCCCCUCAGCUGCCCCGCCUAUGUCCUCACAGCCCCCCCAACCUCCGCACUGACACACUAGGGGGCCUCCUUAUUGUGCAACAAGCCCCGCGGCCCUCCCAGUGCACCAUGGGAAGACAAUCCGUUCAGGAUUUACGGAGCUGAUCAUGAGUUAAGACCAGGAUCCUCUGAGUCAGGCACUGUUAAACCCUGGGGCGGAGCAAUCCGUGAUACAGUCUGCGUUUUGCCCAAGCAGUGCCUCCUACAGGAUGGGGACUAGCUGUGUUCUACAAAACCAUAAGUAAAAACACAGAAUUGUACAUUUCAGAAGCCUGGUACGAGACUAAAAAGCUCAAAUCAUAGACUUGCACAGUUUAUUGCUUUUCAAUGUUUUGGAGAAGCGCUUUUAAACCUUCUCCAGCCUGUUAGACGUGCUUUCCUCUCACAUACUUGUGCCAACAUCUCCCUGGCACAACCAGACGGAUUCCUUGUUCUUGGCGUUUAGGAGCCCUGCCCAUAGCAGGGUCUGCCUGAAGAAGAUGGGCGGGUACAGUACUCUACAAGCUCUUGAUCGUCUGAGUCCUGCCACCCGUUCUUGAGGGAACGUCCUCUGCUGGUUCCACUUGUUCUCAGUAGGACUGUGAGAGGGGACGUUUUGGACCAGCAGAAGCAAGGGAAUCCUGUCUCCUGCUCCUUAGCCAAAACUGCAAAGCGUACACACCGAGAGAGACUAUUCAUGAGUGGGGGGGCUUCUCAUAUUUCGACAGGGGAAGUACAUGAAUGUGUAUGAAGGGGAUUCAUGCCGAGAGAAUAAUGACUCUUAAAAAAUGACUUUUUGCAUGAAAUCCUUUCUCAUGAUCACUAUACAACUCCCCCUGUUGUUGUUCACUGAUUUCAA
Messenger RNA from Lepisosteus oculatus (spotted gar), 3431 nucleotides. It is a transcript of the gene ntn5, whose product is annotated as netrin 5. The record is from RefSeq and is a predicted model, not a curated record. Gene Ontology annotation, molecular function: protein binding. NCBI's taxonomy places the organism in Eukaryota, Metazoa, Chordata, Actinopteri, Semionotiformes, Lepisosteidae. Gene Ontology annotation, biological process: animal organ morphogenesis; tissue development.